GUUGUGCAUGUUUUUGUUUAUGCUAUUUUGCGUAUUUGGAGGUUAAUAUCGUGUUGUUUUUUAGUUUAAUUAAUAUCGUGUAUGUAAUAAGUUCACUUGUUAUCUCUGUUUAUGUAACUUUAAAUAUUAUAGUGAAAUAGUUUUUUGUUGACGAUGGAGUCAGCGUUACAGGGCGCAGAGAGUGUUUGCGUGAAGGCUGAGCCCUUUGAGGAUGGGUGUAUAACAGAUGAGCCCUCGGUCGAGGGAGUGUCUGUGAAAGUUGAGCCUGUGCUGGAUAACGUGUGUGUAAAAGACGAGUUGGUCGGAGUGAGCGCGGCGGACGCGGCGGCGGAGCUGUACGCCGACCAUAUCGUGAAAGAUGAGCUCGUGCUCGGCCCCGAGCUAGUGCAGCGGCGUGGCGUGCGCCACGCACCAACAGCUCCCAACCUGGCUAUAGAAGUGAAGCAGUCAUGUGUGACUGUCCCCGGGAGACCCUUUCUGAAGGACUGCUGUGUGACACUGGAGCGCCUUGUUGUGGAUAUGCUGUUCACCAACACUCGGAGCAUAGACCAGGACAGUAUGAGAAAAGUUCAUGGAGCUCAUGUAGAGUACAAACAAAGGAACACCACAGUUGGAAAAGAUAAAAGAAAAGUUGGAGGGAAAACUUUGCAGAAGAAACCAAGCGGCAGACCCGAAACUUACCAAUGUGCGCACUGUAAAUAUACAUCAACUAGAAAGUUAGGGUUAUUAAAACACUUGAGGAAACAUACCAAUGAGAAGCCAUACAGAUGUGGCCAGUGCAGUUAUGCUAGUACCCGCAAAGAUACUUUGAAAGUUCAUAUAAGGAGACACACUAGUGAAAAGCCAUAUCAAUGUGACCAAUGUAGUUACGUUUGUACCCAAUUAAAUUCUUUACAAGUUCAUGUAAGGAAACACACUGGUGAAAAGCCGUACAAAUGUGACCAGUGUAGUUAUGCUAGUGCCCGCAAAGAAUACUUGCAACUUCAUGUAAGGAAACACACUGGUGAAAAGCCGUACAAAUGUGACCACUGUAGUUAUGCUAGUGCCCGCAAAAAUCACUUGCAACUUCAUGUAAGGAAACACACUGGUGAAAAGCCGUACAAAUGUAACCAGUGUAGUUAUGUUGCCGGCCACAAAAUUUAUAUACGAGAACAUAUAAGGAAACACACUGGUGAAAAGCCAUACAAAUGUGAUGAGUGUAGUUAUGUUAGUGCCUACCGAACAACAUUACAAAGACAUAAAAAGAUACACUCUACUAAGCUUUAUAAACCUUAUCAGUGCGACCUGUGCACUUUUGCUAGCAGACAAAAAUCUAAUUUGCGACAACAUAUAGGACGACAUACAGAUGAAAAGCCUUACAAAAUUAAAUGUGGCCAAUGCAGUUAUACUAGUAUCCAAAAAGGAGAUUUACGAGCUCAUGAAAGUACACAUACUAAUAUUACGGCUGAGAAACCAUACCAGUGUAACCAGUGUAGCUAUUCUUGCACACGUAAUCGUGAUUUGCAAGAGCACGUAAGAAAACAUACUGGGGAGAAGCCAUACAAAUGUGAUGAUUGUAGUUAUGUUAGUGCCUACAAACGUGCCCUAGAAAAACAUAAAAUAAGACAUGCUAGUAUAAAACCUUAUAAAUGUGGCUAGUGUAGUUAUGCGAAGAACCGAAUAAGUAUGAUGAUUAAGUGUAGAAGUGUGGCUUUGACAUAGUUUGGUAUUAAAACCUACAGGCGCUUUAAUUUAUUAGUUUUUCAUAUUUCGAAUUUGACAUGUAAAUUAGUGCUACUUUUUUAUUGAGGUUUGUACAAAGCACAUUAUUUUAUUUAAUAAAAAAUCAGUGAAAAAAAAGUGUUUAAUCAAAUAGAUUUAUAGUUUCUUGUUUAU
This is a messenger RNA of Cydia pomonella (codling moth), 1875 nucleotides long. RefSeq names its product zinc finger protein 135-like. Gene Ontology annotation, biological process: regulation of transcription by RNA polymerase II. The record is from RefSeq and is a predicted model, not a curated record. Lineage: Eukaryota; Metazoa; Arthropoda; Insecta; Lepidoptera; Tortricidae. Gene Ontology annotation, molecular function: RNA polymerase II transcription regulatory region sequence-specific DNA binding; DNA-binding transcription factor activity, RNA polymerase II-specific. The coding region runs from base 154 to 1638 and encodes 494 amino acids. Gene Ontology annotation, cellular component: nucleus. The transcript is spliced from 3 exons.